Messenger RNA from Lepus europaeus (European hare), 5111 nucleotides. It is a transcript of the gene NRCAM, whose product is annotated as neuronal cell adhesion molecule. NCBI's taxonomy places the organism in Eukaryota, Metazoa, Chordata, Mammalia, Lagomorpha, Leporidae. The record is from RefSeq and is a predicted model, not a curated record. Gene Ontology annotation, molecular function: cell-cell adhesion mediator activity. Gene Ontology annotation, biological process: cell-cell adhesion; brain development.
GACCCUCUGGUCUCCAUGAAGGCUGGCUCAGGGACACUUGUAAUCAACAUCAUGAGUGACGGGAAAGCAGAGAGCUACGAGGGCGUCUAUCAGUGUACAGCCAGGAACGAACGCGGAGCUGCGGUUUCCAACAACAUUGUCGUCCGCCCAUCCAGAUCACCAUUGUGGACUAAAGAAAAACUUGAGCCCAUAACACUUCGAAAUGGUCAAUCUUUAGUACUUCCCUGCAGGCCCCCCAUUGGAUUACCACCACCUAUAAUAUUUUGGAUGGAUAAUUCUUUUCAAAGACUCCCACAGAGCGAGAGGGUUUCCCAAGGUCUGAACGGGGACCUUUACUUCUCGAACGUCCUGCCGGAGGACAGCCGCGAAGACUACAUCUGCUACGCCAGGUUUAAUCACACGCAGACCAUCCAGCAGAAGCAGCCCAUCUCCGUGAGGGUGAUUUCAGUGGAUGAAUUGAAUGACACUAUAGCUGCUAAUUUGAGUGACACUGAGUUUUAUGGUGCUAAAUCAAGUAGAGAGAGGCCACCAACAUUUUUAACUCCAGAAGGCAAUGCGAGUAACAAAGAGGAAUUAAGAGGAAAUGUGCUUUCACUGGAGUGCAUUGCCGAAGGCCUGCCUACCCCAAUUAUUUACUGGGUAAAGGAGGACGGAACACUACCCGCCAACCGGACAUUCUAUAGAAACUUUAAGAAAACCUUGCAGAUCACUCAUGUUUCAGAAGCAGACUCUGGAAGUUACCAGUGUAUAGCAAAAAAUACACUUGGAGCCAUCCAUCACACCAUUGCUGUGACAGUUAAAGCGGCCCCCUACUGGAUCAUGGCCCCUCAAAAUCUUGUGCUGUCCCCAGGAGAGGAUGGGACCCUGAUCUGCAGAGCCAGUGGUGACCCCAAGCCCAGAAUUAGCUGGCUAACAAAUGGCGUCCCAAUAGAAAUCGCUCCUGAUGAUCCCAGCAGGAAAAUAGAUGGUGAUACCAUUAUUUUUUCAAAUGUUCAAGAACGAUCCAGUGCAGUGUAUCAGUGCAAUGCCUCAAAUGAAUACGGAUAUUUACUGGCUAAUGCAUUUGUGAAUGUGCUAGCCGAACCACCUCGAAUCCUCACAUCUGCAAACACACUCUACCAGGUCAUAGCAAACAGGCCUGCUUUGCUAGACUGUGCUUUCUUUGGGUCUCCUCUACCUACCAUCGAGUGGUUCAAAGGCGCCAAAGGCAGUGCCCUUCGUGAAGACAUUUAUGUUUUACACGACAACGGAACCUUGGAGAUCCCUGUGGCCCAAAAGGACAGUACGGGAACUUACACAUGUGUUGCUAGGAAUAAAUUAGGGAUGGCCAAGAAUGAAGUGCGCCUAGAAGUCAAAGACCCCACAAGAAUCAUUAAACAGCCUGAGUAUGCGGUUGUGCAGAGAGGAAGCACUGUGUCCUUUGAGUGCAGAGUGAAACACGAUCACACCUUAAUCCCCACCGUCAUGUGGCGCAAGGACAACAGUGAGCUGCCCAGUGACGAAAGGUUCACCGUGGGCAAGGAUCACUUGGUGGUGACUGACGUGAGGGACCAUGAUGGUGGGACGUACACAUGUGUCGCCAACACGACUCUGGACAAUGUCUCUGCCAGCGCUGUGCUCACUGUUGUUGCUCCUACUCCAACUCCAGCUCCCAUUUACGAUGUCCCAAAUCCUCCCUUUGACUUAGAAUUGACAAAUCAACAGGACAAGAGUGUUCAGCUGUCUUGGACCCCGGGUGAUGACAACAAUAGCCCCAUUACAAAAUUCAUCGUCGAAUAUGAAGAUGCAAUGCAUGAGGCAGGACUGUGGCACCACCAAGCGGAAGUGUCCGGAACGCAGACCACGGCCGAGCUGAAGCUGUCUCCCUACGUGAGCUACUCCUUCCGCGUGAUGGCCGUGAACAACAUCGGCAGGAGCUUGCCCAGCGAGGCUUCGGAACAGUAUCUGACCAAAGCUGCAGAACCAGAUAAAAACCCCACGGCUGUGGAAGGGCUAGGAUCCGAACCUGAUAACUUGGUGAUUACUUGGAAGCCUUUGAACGGUUUUGAAUCCAAUGGGCCAGGCCUGCAGUACAAAGUUAGCUGGCGGCAAAAGGAUGGUGAUGAUGAGUGGACGUCCGUGGUGGUGGCCAAUGUGUCCAAGUACAUUGUCUCCGGCACGCCGACCUUCGUUCCUUACCUGGUCAAGGUGCAGGCCCUGAAUGACGUGGGGUUUGCUCCCGAGCCAGCCGUCGUCCUGGGACACUCUGGGGAAGACCUCCCCAUGGUGGCUCCUGGGAACGUGCGUGUGAACGUGGUGAACAGCACCUUAGCCGAGGUGCACUGGGACCCCGUACCUCUGAAAAGUAUCCGAGGACACCUGCAAGGCUAUCGGAUUUACUACUGGAAGGCACAAAGCUUAUCCAAAAGAAACAGACGUCACAUUGAGAAGAAGAUCCUCACCUUCCAAGGCAGCAAGACACACGGCAUGGUACCGGGGCUCGAGCCCUUCAGCCACUACUCCCUGAACGUCCGCGUGGUCAACGGCAAAGGCGAGGGCCCGGCCAGCCCGGACAGAGGCUUCCAUACCCCAGAAGGAGUCCCCAGUGCUCCCUCAUCUUUGAAGAUUAUCAAUCCUACGCUGGACUCUCUCACUCUAGAAUGGGACCCACCAAGCCACCCCAAUGGCAUUUUGACUGAAUACACCUUAAAAUUCCAGCCAAUUAACAGCACACAUGAAUUAGGACCUCUGGUCGACUUAAAAAUUCCUGCCAACAAGACACGCUGGACUUUGAAAAAUUUAAAUUAUAGCACUCGGUAUAAAUUCUAUUUAUAUGCACAAACAUCAGCAGGAUCAGGAAGUCAGAUUACAGAGGAAGCAGUGACCACUGUGGAUGAAGCUGGUAUUCUUCUACCUGAUGUAGGUGCAGGCAAAGUUCAGGCAGUAAUUCCCAGGAUCAGCAAUCUAACUGGUGGCGCUGAGACCUAUGUCAGUAUCAGUUGGGAAUAUGAGGGCCCAGAGCCUGUGAACUUUUAUGUUGAAUAUGGUAUAGCAGGCAGCAAAGCAGAAUGGAGAAAAGAAAUUGUGAAUGGCUCUUGUUCUUGGAACUUCUUUGGGUUAAGGGGCUAUAUACCAGGAUCAGCAUACAAAGUUCCAGCUGGUGCUCGGGGGCGCUCUGGUUCUCUGAGUGCAGAGAAUGAGUCUGAGACAGGCCCGGCCAUGGCAAGCCGGCAGGUGGAUAUUGCAACUCAGGGCUGGUUCAUUGGUCUCAUGUGUGCUGUUGCGCUCCUCAUCUUAAUUUUGCUGAUUGUUUGCUUCAUCAGAAGAAACAAGGGUGGUAAAUAUCCAGUUAAAGAAAAGGAAGAUGCCCAUGCUGACCCUGAGAUUCAGCCAAUGAAGGAAGACGAUGGGACGUUUGGAGAGUACAGUGAUGCCGAGGACCACAAGCCUUUGAAAAAAGGGAGCCGAACACCUUCAGAUAGGACUGUGAAAAAAGAAGACAGUGACGAUAGCCUAGUUGACUAUGGAGAGGGAGUGAACGGCCAGUUCAAUGAGGACGGCUCCUUCAUUGGACAAUACAGCGGUAAGAAAGAGAAAGAACCGGCCGAAGGGAAUGAAAGCUCCGAGGCGCCUUCUCCUGUCAACGCCAUGAAUUCCUUUGUUUAACCCUUCAGCUCUUUGCCAUGAUCCCAUUUCUCAAGAAUUUCUCUUAAGCACUUGUUUGUCUCAGCCCUCUCAUACUAUGAACAUCGAGGCGGAAGGUCUGUUUUCUGCUGUAUGUUAAUAUUAUGAGAACAGUUAGAGCAAGAACAGAAUUCAGCCAGGUAAAUGUGAACUGGAGUGCAGAGGGCACACCUUGUGUCCCAAACAGCUGUUCUUCGUUCCUCGGAACUGAGAGAUCAGCAACAGGUGAUGCUGUCUCCUCUUCAGGACACACUUCAACAUGAUGCAUGAGAAAUGCUACCCAGUUAAAGGACAUACCUGCGUGUGUUAUGAAAACACGGUUUGAUCCUUUGUUGAUACUCUACUCAGCUGAACCCACCCCCUCCCCCCAAUGUGAGUUCCGUUUUCAUUGUCAAGAGUGUUCCUGUAGUAUUCUCUAGAGCCUCAGAUGUCUUUGUGGACAUUGCCGUGCAAUUGGUGACUCCGUGUCUAGCUGUCCUUAGUCUUUCGGGGAGGCUGUUAGAAACAGUGUGUACAGUCCCUGCUUGCUAAAUGAGUUCAUUAUGACAGUUGCAUUUUGCUGAUGCUCAGUGAGAGUCUACCACCUGCUCUUGGCUCCUGACACUUCUAGGCUUCUUAACCCACCAGGUAUUACGGCAGUAGCAGUGUUCUUUCUACCUUCUCUCUCUGUUCCGUUGUUCGUAGGCCUAAGCAACGUGUGUGUAUGGCGAUGCAUUUCGGUAUUUCUGCCACACAGAAAGAAUCAAAAACAAAUCACUCAAAUUUCAAGGUUGAUUCCAGGAAACGCAGGGCAAGACACAUGCAGUGCCUUCAGACAGUCAGCAUUCCACACCACAUGAGCUGGUACAGCCAGCGCUGGCCUAGAUUACUGUCACUGUCUAAAAGUAACUUUUAAAAAGCAGAGAUAAUGAAAACUGCAAUGCCAGGGGGGAAUAGGAAGUAGGAAAAUAAAAAUCAUGAGAUGGUUUUUCGACAAAAGCAUUUCCCCAUAAAGUCUAGAGAGAAAAGCUUUAUUACCAACUGGAACUCAUGGCGGUUUUGUGGUCUUUUAUAAUUUCUAUAAAACAAAUCUCAUUCAGUGACAAAGAUGUCAACAUAGUAGCAAAUUAAUAGGAAAACAAGCAGGUUAUUCCAAGACUAAAAAUCCAACAGCAGCAUUCCAACAGUAGUACAUUGUUUGCUAAGACUAAAAGCUACGUGAGCUUCUAAAAAUUGUGUGCAAAUAGCUGUGGACACAUUUCAGAAUCCAAGAAACCCCAACAAGUGCUUAAAAGACCAACAGUCAAAGCGACUACAUCUGCCAUUUAAAAAAAUCAAUCUAGAUGCACAUAUAUAUUCUAUCACGUUCAUCAACACUCUCUAUCAAGUGGUUUACCUCCAAAUAUGAAAAUCUAUAGCAACCUAUGGUUGAAGGAAUGCUCAAUUUCAUUUGCCAAUAAAUUGGUUUC